UAUAGUGGCCGAGCAGACCGCGACACCAUAGACCGAUAUACCUACUAUCUCUUAAACGAGCCAGCCAGUUGUAUCGGGUAUCCUUCACACGGGCGGCAUCGGACCAACAUUGCAGGUGCAAUUGUUUUUCUCUCGUAUCUUUCGAUCGUAGUCGUCGUCGGACCGGACGAUUUGUUUUUCAGCGAACUUUUAGUGUUCUGUGAUUGCGACAUGGUGUGAGUUUCGAGUAGUAUAGAGCAGAUUUCGGCGUAGUGCACCGUUAAUAUCGUGGUACGUGACUAGUUUUGGAGGAAAUAAAAGACCGGAAAUGAAUAAUCGUCGGGAUUCCACAUGACGAGAUAUUUUUAAUUAGAGAAACGGUACGCCCGUCGUUUUUUUGCAAGCUGAGCUGUGGACUUUCGAGAGUGCAACGGCUAUUAAUGUGCAAUCGCGGACCGUAUCGGAGGGUUUAGUGCGUCUUCGCAGCAGUACUGACUGGAAAUAUGGGCCCCUUUUCCCUGGGGCCCAACGCCCCGCCUCGCAGUUGGUCGGUGAUCCUGCUUUUGUGCCGCUUUUGUCUGCCGCUAGGAGCGGAUUUCGUCAAAGGAUCCUUCAGAGGUCUUUAUACUACCGCACUCACAGAAGCACACGAAACAGUUCCCAUGAGAGUAGACCACAAUGGCGGCCACCUGUCAUACAACGUCACAACAUUUCACUCCCACCCCGACGAAUCAAUCAGAUUCAACGUCACAAUACUCGAACAAGACCAUCACUUGAUCCUCAAAGCCACGCAUGAUUUUCUAGCUCCCAACAUUAUUAUCGAAUGGAGGAAAAAAUAUAUGCACUUAAGGAGAAAACCCGGGCACCGAAGUCGGAACUGCCAUUUUCAGGGCAUGGUCCACGGACACCCUCAAAGCAGGGUUGCGUUGUCAACCUGCAAUGGAUUGGCGGGUAUGAUCCAAACCAACCACGGGAAAUAUUACCUGGAACCCGCCUACCAUCCCGACAAAUCCGUAGCCCCGGGACAUCCGCACUUGGUCUACAAACGGUCGGCCGUCUCGUCGAUGGUGACGAAGAAGAAACGUAAGAAAAAAAGGAAACGUCAGAGGGCCAACUGCGGCACCAGGGAACCAAAGCGAUGGACAGAGUUGGAAUGGAAAAGGCAGUUGGGCAAAGUGAAGGUGCAACAGAAAGCGCAUAAGCACAAACACAGGGUGCAAAUUUUAAACGUCAAACAAUCGCAAUUGAAAAAACUCAGGUAUAAGCAUAUCAGCCAGAGGGAGAAGCGGUCGGUGAGCAAACCACAAUACGUCGAAACCCUGUUGGUUGCCGAUUCCAGUAUGGUCGAUUUUCACCAGGAUGGUGACAUAGAAACAUACAUUCUCACCAUUAUGAAUAUGGUUUCCUCGUUUUAUCAAGACCCCAGUAUAGGCAACUACAUCAACGUAGUGGUGGUGAAAAUCAUUCUGAUUGACGAUGUUUCGGCUGAACCUGCCUUUGUGGCCACGACCAAUGCCGACACCACCCUGAAAAACUUUUGCAAGUGGCAAAGGUCCCUAAAUCCCGGUGACGAUUCGCAUCCGCAUCAUCAUGACGUCGCCAUACUUUUAACCAGGAAGGACAUUUGUGCCCGACAAGACACUCCGUGCGGCACCCUAGGAGUGGCACACAUCGGAGGCAUGUGCAAAGCUACGAGAAGUUGCAGCGUCAACGAAGACAACGGCAUAACUUCGGCCCAUACCAUCGCUCACGAAAUGGGACACAAUUUCGGAAUGUUGCACGACACGGAGAAGACUGGCUGCAAGCGCAGGCAAGGCAAUAAACUUCACAUAAUGACACCGAGCUUCGAGGCUGACACUGUAAGCGUCAGUUGGUCCAACUGCAGUAGACGAGAGAUCACCAACUUUUUGGACAAAGGCCUAGGCAAAUGUCUUCAGGAUAAGCCGGAAGAGAUAAAGGAAUACCCCGUGUUACCAGCCGGUGCAAUGUACAACGCUAACUACCAAUGCAGACUACAGUUCGGCACUUCGGAUGCUGUGGUGUGCUCGCCAAUGGACGAGAUUUGUGCCAGACUCUGGUGUCAAGUGAACGAAACAUGUACGACUUUGCUCAGACCGGCAGCGCCCGGAACCCACUGCGGCAAGCACAAGUGGUGCCAAGAGCAGAAAUGCGUCCCUAUAAUGGACCCCCCAACAGCAAUCGACGGCGGUUGGGGCGAAUGGAGUGCAUGGUCUGAGUGCUCUAGGACGUGCGGCUCUGGCGUCUCUAUUAUGCAAAGGGAAUGCGAUCAUCCGUCGCCGUCUGGAGGUGGAAAAUUCUGUGUAGGGGAAAGGAAGCGAUAUAAAAUCUGCAACACCGACCCUUGCCCUGAAGGACAGCCGACUUUUAGGGCGGUGCAGUGUUCAUGGCACAACAACCGAUCUUAUGAAGGAAAGAAAUACGAGUGGCAGCCAUAUUUCGAUCAGGGCGACCCCUGCCAGCUGUAUUGCAGCGAUGCCAAUGAAACCUUGAUAGUGCCCUGGGGCGACUACGCCGCUGACGGCACGCCCUGUAGUAUCGUGUCGCGCGACAUCUGCAUCUCGGGGAUUUGCAAGAAAGUAGGAUGUGAUUGGGUGGUAGACUCGACCGCUACGGAAGAUGACUGUGGCAUAUGCAACGGAGACGGCACCAGGUGCGACAUUGUCCGGGGCGAGUACAAGAAACAGAGCUCCACCCCUGGCUACGGCGAGGUCGUAGUCAUACCCAGUGGCGCGAGGAACAUCAGAGUCGAGGAGAAGAGUUAUUCGGAGAAUUACAUCGGGAUAGAGAGCGCGCUCAAGAAAAAAUUUUAUUUGAACGGCAAAAGACACAUCACACUUCCUGGCGAGUACAGCAUCGCGGGGACGCAAGCUUUGUACGAGAGGGAAAACCAUUUGGAGAAAAUCAGAAUUCCGGGGCCCAUCAAGGAACCAAUAGUCGUGUCGAUCUUCUUCAGGGGCAAAGUAUACAAUCCGGGUGUCACCUACAAGUAUUCCAUAUGGAAACCCGAGGUCACCAAACAGUUGAAGUACACCUGGAUACUGGACGAAUGGUCCCAGUGCUCGGCAACGUGUGGCGGCGGUACGCAAUACAGACUUCCGCAAUGUCAGGAAAGGACCAUUUCUCCCAUCGCCUCGGAGUUGGAGACGCCGAACUUCGUCGAAGGUGAGAUGUGCGACCCCAGAGACAAGCCCGACAAGCUUGUGCGGACCUGCAAUGACGAUCCGUGUCCUUCGAGGUGGUGGAUAGGUCCGUGGCAGGCCUGUCCUGUGACGUGCUCCGCCGGGAGGAAGAAGCCGAUGAAGAAGAGAAACGUCAUGUGCGUGGACGACCGGGAGACGGCGCUGCCAGAUCAAUUUUGCGACAAAAAUGUCAAACCCAUCGAAUACGAACCCUGCGCGAGGAUACUGCCUUGCGACGCAUACGAAUAGACGUGAUAUUCCGUGCCGAGUAGCAUAGAUAUCCGAUAGGAACCUUAGAAAGUGAUAUAAACUAACGAGGAAGAUGCCACGGCCGUCUUCAACCGCUUAUCAUAGGGCUAACUUUAAAAUGUACCCGUCGCACUGACGCGCUGUGGUCGCGAAAACACGACAAAAAGGCUUUUAUAAUAAACUCGUCAUAUAUAUUUUUUUAUUUUACCACCAUUAUACAGGGCAAACUAAAAAAGAGGUGGACUUAACGAACAGUUGGAGCCUAACAUAAAUAUUUUCUGUGGAUGGUUGUAUUUAUGUUAUUAAUUAUUAUUGGAUAUCAUUACAAACGUUAAAAUUCCAUACUCAGUACCACUUCACUAUUUCACAGGGUGAAUUAAACCAUAAAAAUGACCGUUUAACAUAUGAGCCGCAGUUGACCAAUAACAUUAUUGAAUAUACGCAUUCAUGCGUAAAGUUCAUUGGAUAAUUAAAAGGUUGAACGACAAAUAACUAAUCAAUAUGUGCUGUAAAAGGAAGUAUCUAUAUCACUUUUAUUAUGUUUAUUUAAAUUUAUCAAAAAAUAUUCCAUUCACUUUGACGUAUCGUAGCAAUAUAAAAUUGCAUGUUUGAGGUUAUGGUUGUCACUACAGAAGUAUCGAAGUAUCUGGUCACAUCCAGGGAAUACCAUAGCCUGCGCACUGCAAAUUUGCUUGGAGAUUCCAUACAGAUUCGCUGUAUUUAUUGUAUAUUUUACCUGUUUAGCUCUUGGGCUAAAUUAAACUGAUUUGAAGUAGUUACUUUUUCGAGCAAUCUUUACUGCACUCAAAUGUUUACACUAUUUAAUAGGAAUGACACGUCUGAUUCUGAAGUGACAAAAGAGUUGAUUCAAGAUAAAUAGCAGCAAUCCCUAUAUUUGAGUAUUAUUAGCGUGUUGAUUUUAACAUAACUCUUUUUAAGGAUUAUUAGAUUGUUGUUUGACAAAAAUAUGACACUCGAAACUAAGAACCAAUAAAUAGACUCAAAAAAUUAACAUCCGACUUCAUUGGAAAAAUAUUGAAUGGAAGCAGAUCAAUUUUUUUUAAUACAAUAAAAUUUAAAGGGACGACUUAAAAAAAUAACUAGAAACAAACAAUUAUAUACCAGCUGAAUUACAAAGAUAUAUUGCGCAAUAUGUAGAAGGUCACAUAACAAACAACAACUAUCAUGAAAAUUAGUUACAGGACGUUGAAACUAGCUUUGUAAAAACUGUCGUAACUUUAACAUAUGGUAUAACUCUUUUUGAGGUUUAUUAGAUUGUUGUUUUCCAAAAAGAUGACACUUGAAACUAAGAACCAAUAAAUUGACUCAAAAAUUAACAGCUGACUUCACUGGAAAAAUAUUGCAUGAAACAAAAGCGGAACAUUUUUUUUAAUUCAAUAAAAUUUAAAGGCACUACGUAAAAAACAACUGAAAACAAAAUAAUAUAUACUAGCUGAAUUACAAAACUAUAUUACGCAAUAUAUAGGGUGUCAUAACAAAGAACAGCUAUCAUGAAAAUUAGUUACAGGAAUUUAAAACUAGCUUUGUAAAAAUUACCGUAACUUUAACAUGUGGUAUAACUCUUUUUGAGGAUUAUCUAACAUAUGGUAUAACUCUUUUUGGGGAUUAUUAGAUUGUUAUUUGGCAAAAGGAUGACACUCGAAACUAAGGACCAACAAGUAGACUCAAAAAAUAUUACUAUUGGAAAAAUAUUGCGUGACAUUGAAGCGGAACAUUUUUUUUUUAAUUCGAUAAAAUUUAAAUGGACGACGUAAAAAAAAAACUGGAAACAAAAAAUGAUAUAGAAUCUAAACCACAACAAAAUGUAUACUAGCUGUCGAAUAACUUAUUUUCCGCCGCGCAACAAGGAACAAGAAAAUUAGUUACAGGGCGUUGAAGCUGUAUAAAUUUCAACAUGUCUAAACCUCGAUAUUGAACAACAAUUUUUUCUUGUGUGUGAAGUCUUUACAUAGGCUAAAAGAAAACGUUUUUCAGUUGGCCACUUUGGGAAAUACAAUGCAACCGCAUAAACAUUAGGCAAUUAAAAUUUCUGUUGCUGGUUGUUUCAUAUUCAUGCGCGCUAUGAAAAUAAAGACUUAAUAUUUAUGUUUGCUCCAUAGGAAGUGUUUGUGGCGAGAACUUAAUUUAUGUAUAUUUAGAGAAUUAUUUCUCCCAAAAUCUUUAACAUUGUAUUUUUUUAAUGAAAUUAGUAAAAUAAGACGCAUAUACUUAUUAUAAGGAUGUAAUCUAAUUAUUUAAUUUUAGAAAACAAAGGAUUCUAUGCUUGCCACUCCUGAAUAGUUUAGUAAUUUAGUAGUACCAUUUUAGGUACCUUACUAAUGUACAUAUCUGAAUCUUUAUCAAAGCUUCUAUCUAAAAUCGAAGGCAAAAAUGGCCGCAUACCGUUGUUUUUAGAAGAUUAAUACAGAAACCUCACUUUCGUUCCCAAAAAUCAAGAUGGGUAAAAUCGUUGGCUUUUAUCUUUACUUAGCAUCAAUUAGCCUAUUUGACGUUUAAUUUGGCCUUAAGUGCUAUUGUUAUAGAGUCGUUAUUAAUUUGAAAUUUGGACAAUAGAUUUAUUACUAGAGAUGCGCUGCUGAAGAAUGGCUACGAGUGUGUUUUAAGGUAAUAAAAAUCAGUAAAUGCUAUUUAGCUGAAGAUAUAUUUAUAUUUACCGAUAGGUGGUACUUGUAAUUUAACUGUAUUUGUAAUAUAUUUAUUCAAAAAAUAGCUAAUGAAACUAACGCGCAGACUAGUAAUCAUAAUACUUAUCGGAAGACUGAUUUAACAAUAAAUGAGAUAAUUAUUUUAACUUUGUAAAGUGGUUUGUACUAAUGUAUAU
This is a messenger RNA of Cylas formicarius (sweet potato weevil), 6270 nucleotides long. RefSeq names its product A disintegrin and metalloproteinase with thrombospondin motifs 7 (gene AdamTS-B). Gene Ontology annotation, biological process: extracellular matrix organization; proteolysis. Gene Ontology annotation, cellular component: extracellular matrix. NCBI's taxonomy places the organism in Eukaryota, Metazoa, Arthropoda, Insecta, Coleoptera, Brentidae. The transcript has 18 exons. The coding region runs from base 483 to 3428 and encodes 981 amino acids. Gene Ontology annotation, molecular function: metalloendopeptidase activity. The record is from RefSeq and is a predicted model, not a curated record.